AUGCCUGUGCCUAGUAGAGCUCGAGUUUAUGCAGAGAUAAAUUCCAAGAAGCCUCGAGAAUAUUGGGACUACGAAUCGCAUGUGAUCGAAUGGGGAAACAUAGAUGAUUAUCAGCUUGUUCGCAAACUCGGUCGUGGGAAAUACAGCGAAGUUUUUGAGGGUGUGAAUGUUAAUAACGACGACAAAGUUGUGAUAAAAAUUCUAAAGCCAGUGAAAAAGAAAAAAAUCAAGCGUGAAAUAAAAAUUCUCGAAAAUCUGCGCAACGGCACCAACGUUGUAUCCUUGAUUGACGUUGUGAAGGAUCCGGUUUCGCGUACCCCUGCACUUAUUUUUGAAUAUGUGAAUAAUACAGACUUCAAGCAGUUAUACCAAACGUUGACGGAUUAUGACAUUCGCUUUUAUAUUUACGAGUUGUUGAAGGCACUCGACUUUUGUCAUAGCAUGGGCAUUAUGCAUCGGGAUGUCAAGCCUCAUAACGUUAUGAUCGAUCAUGAGGCUAGAAAGCUCAGGCUGAUAGACUGGGGUCUCGCUGAAUUCUAUCACCCUGGCCAAGAGUAUAACGUGCGUGUCGCUUCCAGAUAUUUUAAAGGUCCAGAACUUUUGGUGGAUUAUCAGAUGUAUGACUACUCGCUGGACAUGUGGAGCUUAGGCUGCAUGCUGGCCAGCAUGAUUUUCCGGAAAGAGCCGUUUUUUCAUGGUCACGACAAUUAUGAUCAGCUUGUUCGAAUUGCGAAGGUGCUGGGUACAGAGGAAUUGUACGACUAUCUCGACAAGUACCAGAUCGAACUAGAUCCGCGAUUUAACGAUAUUCUUGGACGAAACAGUUUCAGACAUUCAAGAAAGCGUUGGGAACGAUUUGUACAUAGCGAAAAUCAACAUUUGGUCACUCCGGAAUCUCUGGACUUUCUGGACAAAUUGCUGCGUUAUGACCAUAAUGAACGUUUGACUGCUAAAGAAGCUAUGGAGCAUCCUUACUUAUGUACGAGCUUAUUACGUUAUAGUGCGACUGUUUGUGUAUUCUCUUCAUUAUUCUUAGAUCCAAUUUAUCAGCAAGAGAAGGCACGUUUGGAAAGAAGCGCUACACAGAAUGCUUCUGAACGCAGUUCUCCAGUGAACCUGUCAGGAUCUGGUAUGUUUUUGUGA
Messenger RNA from Soboliphyme baturini, 1143 nucleotides. The record is from the annotation of a GenBank genome assembly. Lineage: Eukaryota; Metazoa; Nematoda; Enoplea; Dioctophymatida; Soboliphymatidae.